AUGGUCUCAAACAUUUCCGAAGUCGAAAUGUGGAUGGAGGGCAUGCAUGCGAAGCAGAACCCUAAGCCAGACCAGCAACCAUUCGGUCGCACAGAAUUCGACCAGCUCCUUGGUCACUGCGGAGCCAUUUGCGAUAUGCCAGCUAACUUCUUCGAACCCGAGCUGGUGGCGACAUACCCUAAGUCCAAGGUUGUUCUCGUCGAGCGUGACAUUGAAUCCUGGUACAAGAGCUUCGACGAGAGUAUCGUCACCGUCGCGUUCAACCCCGUCUGGCGAUUCCUGUCGUGGUUGCGAGCCAAACAUGUGGCGGAGAUUGACGACAUCACUUUCACGUGGUUAAAGUACACCUUUGGUGCAGAGACAAGGAAAGAAGUCCUAGAGAAGGCUCGCGAUGGGUAUCGAAACCAUUACGCGACUAUUCGGAGAGAAACGCCCCCUGAACGGUUGCUCCACUACAACCUGAAGGAUGGGUGGGAGCCACUGUGUGCCUUCUUGGGGAAUUCUAUUCCUGAUGUUCCGUUUCCCUAUGCCAAUGACCAUGAGGCAUUCCACGAAAAGCUGCAGAUAAUCAUCAGGAAAGGUGCGGUCGCAAUCGUGAGGAAGGCGACAUGGGUUGUGAUUCCCGGACUGAUAGGUGUAGCGGCAUAUUAUUUCGGGUCCAGGGAGGGGUUACUGGCAAGCAUCGCAGGAAUCAGCAAUUGA
This is a messenger RNA of Colletotrichum paranaense, 702 nucleotides long. RefSeq lists its product as uncharacterized. Lineage: Eukaryota; Fungi; Ascomycota; Sordariomycetes; Glomerellales; Glomerellaceae. The transcript has a single exon. The record is from RefSeq and is a predicted model, not a curated record. Bases 1 to 702 code for a protein of 233 amino acids.